CAUGUACGAAACAGGUGACCACGCGUCACAAAGGUGAUGAUGAAGGCGCGUAUGACCGCGACUGCCAUCGAUCGGACGGCAGCUGCUUUGAGGCCUGUGUGUUAUCUGUGCAUGUCUUCUCGUGUGCUCUCCCGUCUCAUGUGACUCCGCAGACAAGCAUCCGUGGCUCCUUCCUCCCGUCCAACCAUGUGUUUCAUGUAGCCUAGCAACGGGGACAAAUGUUGUGAGAUUUUCACUUCAUGUCAGUCCUGCUGUACUGAGAGGGGGAGCGAGAGAGAGAUAGAGAGAGAGUGAGAGCUUGUGCUUAAUAUCACACAUCAGCCCAGAAUGCCCCUAGAAAUAAUACAUUUAAUACUUGUAGGUAAGUAUUAUAUUUGGAGCAUGUAUGUUUCUUUAACUCUUUGUUUAUAAGAAGCCAAUCAUUCAUUAACUAUGCCGCUUUACAGCUAACCAAUUUCAACUGAAUAUACUUAAUAUAUUAAGUAUAAGUAAGGUGGUCCUUUGGCCCCAGUCCAGUUACAUUAAUGGUUCCAAUUAUGAACUUACAUUUUCAUUUUCUCUCUAUUAGUGAUCUAAUGCGAUCCUUUCUUCAUCAUGAUCUUUGGGCCACGUAAUAUUCUAAGCUGCUAGUUUUUACAAUUCUCUACACAGAACUAUGAUUUAUACCUGAACACUAACAGCAGCAUGUCAAGCAGGUAUUUGGAUGCCGGCACGUUAAUGUGUCUUACUCUCAGUCAAGCUGGUCAGUGAGUCUAUAUUUAGCCGUCCACCAGGCCAGCUUGUUGAAAAAUUGAUCGAUAGUGGAGUUGCUGCUAUAGUAACAGUUGCAGUUUUAAUGCUCAGGUGUCACUGGAGCUUCAGUCAGGCAGAGCAUCGUCGAGCAUGGCAACACAUGGAAAAACAAAGCUGUCUCUAAGUCACUGACAUGUCCGCUGGCGGCAAUGGAGCAGAUCAGGGUGAUGGCAAGGUGGACCGCUGUGGUCGGGGGAGCUGGUGGCUGGUAACACUCAAAGACACACCCGCCCCAGGCGUCUACCACAUCCGCGACUUCAUCGAGGAAGCAGAGCUGAACCCUGUGAGGAAGACCUAUGGGUUUAAAGGUGUUGGGAGAAAAGCCCAGACUCUGGGCGUACGUAAGGGGGACCUGCUGCUACCAGGGGCGUACGAUUAUACUGACUUCACCCAGGAGGUCCUGAGGCGCAACAUGUCCUACUCCUUUAAAAACUGCCCUCGGCCUGACGUCAUCACUCUUGGCGUCAGAGACAAGGAUGUAAACACUUCGCCGGGCGAUUACAACGUGGCCGCGAAACCGGUGGAGAAGACUCCCUCCAAGCAUGUGAUGUUUCGGUCGACUGUGCAGCGGAUCAGCUUUCCUCCUAGGGAGGGACCCGCUCCAUGUCUGUAUAAUCCUCACACCCGGCCUGACAAAGGGAUCACUUCCUGCUUCAAAUCCACGUUGCCACGGCUCCACUACGUGCAUCCAAAAACCCCGGGACCAGGAGCCUAUGAACCUCACUGGAAGCUCCAUAACCGCACAAACACUAAAAUCCUGGAACCCCCUUUUAGCCUCUUCUUUCGAAACAUUCCUUAAAUCUUGAUCCUGCUGUUGUGAUCGCUUUGGAACCUCUCACAUCAGCAAAAAUAAAAGUGCAACCUGGGUACUUGGGUUGUGUGAACCA
This is a messenger RNA of Betta splendens (Siamese fighting fish), 1679 nucleotides long. It is a transcript of the gene stpg4, whose product is annotated as sperm-tail PG-rich repeat containing 4. Gene Ontology annotation, molecular function: chromatin binding; histone binding. NCBI's taxonomy places the organism in Eukaryota, Metazoa, Chordata, Actinopteri, Anabantiformes, Osphronemidae. Gene Ontology annotation, biological process: epigenetic programing of male pronucleus. The transcript is spliced from 7 exons. The coding region runs from base 926 to 1591 and encodes 221 amino acids. The record is from RefSeq and is a predicted model, not a curated record. Gene Ontology annotation, cellular component: germinal vesicle; male pronucleus; female pronucleus.